AUGGUGCCGGCUAGCCAGCCGGAAGCAGAUUCAAUGCUAGCUGUUGUGACUCAGGCUGCCGGGCAGCUUGGAACAGAGGAGGUGAGUGCUUUGAGUGAUCCUCGUUUCAGGGAUCAGGCAGCUCGGUGGCGUAGCGGCUCGGAAAGUCGCCGAAUCUCAGCUGCCUUUGCUCGGUUGAUCAAUAGCUUGCAUAUGAUCCGCCCUGGUUGGUUGAAACCAGCACCUGUGCGGGCUCCGGAUGAGCCCCCAGUCACAGAUGCCAUACCUAUGAAUAGUGACAGAACCACACAAGCCUCAGCGGGGUCUGCAGCUUGGAAUCUGUCACGGUUUAUGAAGGGAGCUGAGCUAUGCGCUGGAUGGUGCAUGGCUCAUUGGAGGACUUUGAUGGUGGCAUUGCUCUGCUUGGCCUUCCCGCGCCUGGUAGCGCUCUUGGUGGCAGCACUGAUCCGGAUGGUUAUCCGUGCCUGCGCUGCCGUGGUGUUCCGAGUGAUCCAAGAAGUGUGGAAUGAGUUCAAAGUAGGCGUGCAGCAGAUCUCCUUGGCUUCAACCUCCAUUGAACAGAUGCUCCUUGACCAGUUGGAAGGCUUGUUGAUGGACUCUACAUCCUCCCAGCUGCCCAUCUCUAUGAACCCGUCGCCGCUGCCAGCACAGUUCCGGGGGAAUCCCCCACCCAGCCCACCCUGGGCUUUCUUUUCCACGCUUCUGUUGCUCCUCCUGGUGGCCUUGCAGCUCUUGCCCUACAUCCGGACAGGCCCAGCAGAAUGCCACUGGGCGGAAGCGAAGAGCUUGGCCCAGCGCUAUUCCGUCUCGGGCGAGUUUCGGCAGCAGCUCAAGGAGCUUCUACAGCAGAUCCAAAGUACACAGCCUCACUUCAUCCGCUGCAUUAAGCCCAAUCCCAAGAACCAGGCCUUCCGAGACCGCGAGGCCACGAAGCCCUUCUUCGACCGCCCCAGCGUGGCGGAGCAACUCAGCUAUCAGGGAGUCCUCGCAGCGAUCAAGGUGGCUCGAGCCGGCUUUCCGGUGCGUUUCUGGCACAGCGAGUUCUUGCGGGAAUUCCGAUGCCUGGCGCCGCUGGAGCUGCAGAAGGACCUGGAGGCGCUUGUGAAAGCUUUGACCUUGCAAGAAGACGAGGCCGAAGCCUUGCGCGGCGUCAAGCGGCUGUUGCAGAGCGAACGCGUGCAGGCG
This is a messenger RNA of Durusdinium trenchii, 1185 nucleotides long. The record is from the annotation of a GenBank genome assembly. NCBI's taxonomy places the organism in Eukaryota, Dinophyceae, Suessiales, Symbiodiniaceae.